Molecule: messenger RNA, 1474 nt
Organism: Phyllostomus hastatus (greater spear-nosed bat)
Lineage: Eukaryota; Metazoa; Chordata; Mammalia; Chiroptera; Phyllostomidae
Gene: PGF
Product: placental growth factor
Exons: 8
Coding region: 198-710 (170 amino acids)
Biological process (GO): positive regulation of mast cell chemotaxis; vascular endothelial growth factor receptor signaling pathway; positive regulation of angiogenesis
Cellular component (GO): membrane
Molecular function (GO): chemoattractant activity; vascular endothelial growth factor receptor binding; growth factor activity
Source: RefSeq, a predicted model, not a curated record
GGGAGCUGCUGUCUGAGCAGGAAGCUGCAUCUUCACUGGCCGGCCCGGAGGAGACCUGCGGUCGCGCUGAGAGCCCGACGGACCUUCCCCAGGGGCGCGCCUGCCGCACACCGCCUCGCCCCGCCGGGCGCUUCGCAUCAGGGGCUCCCCCAGGGGGAUGAGCAGCGUGACUCUCCUGGCCUGGGACAUCUGAGAAGAUGCUUGCUAUGAGGCUGCUCACUUGCUUCCUGCAGCUCCUGGCUGGGCUGGCCCUGCCUGCUGUGCCCUCCCAGCCGUCGGCCUUGCCUGCUAGGGACAACUCGUCAGAGACGGAAGUGGUGCCCUUCCAGGAAGUGUGGGGCCGCAGCUACUGCCGGUCGAUGGAGAAGCUGGUGAACAUCGUGUCGCUGUACCCCAACGAAGUGCAGUACAUGUUCAACCCGUCCUGCGUCGCCCUGCUGCGCUGCACCGGCUGCUGUGGCGACGAGUCCCUGCACUGUGUGCCCGUGGAGACGGCCAAUAUCACCAUGCAGAUCCUGAAGAUCGGCUCUAAGAAGCAGUCCUCCUAUGUGGAGAUGACAUUCUCCCAGCACAAGCGCUGCGAGUGCAGGCCUGUAUGGGACGUGAUAAAGCCAGAAAGGAGGAGAAACAAGGGCAGUGGGAAGAGGAAGAAAGAGAAGCAGAGACCCACAGUCUGCCACCUGUGCGGCAAUACUGCUCCCCUGAGGUAACCGGCCCUUCGGAGGAGAGAGACCCCGCACUGGCUCCUGUAUUUAUUAUCAUCACACUCUGUUACCUCCCUGCUGGCACCUGCCCUCUAUUUAUUAGCCAACUGCAUCCCUGCUGAAUGACUCGCUCCCUCCAAGAUGAGGGACAGGACCCUCAGGAAUUCAGUGCCUUAAACAGAACGUGAGAGAAAGAAGGCAGCCAUGGAUCGAGUAUGUGCCAGCUUGGGAAGAAGCGAGACAUGCGGCUUUGUCAGGGGCAAGUCAGGACCCAGGGGCACCCGGGGUCUCCGAGGGCCUGGAGAGAGGAGAGAAGAGGGGGAACCCACCGCCUGUCCCUGGGCCUCGGGCUCGGCAUGGACCAGCAGCCCUUGCUUUGGAAGCUCCUGGCGAGGAUGGGGUGGAGGGGCUUGCUCCGGCGGCUGUGGCCACGGCCUGGCUGAGUGGGGGGGAGGCUGGCAGGGGUGGAGGCAUCCUGUGGCUUCCUCCUCUUCCUGGCCAGGGCUCUGCACCCCAGGGAGCAGACCAUGCAGCUCUGGAGAACCGUGGGCCCCUGGGGCCUUUGUCACUCCUAGUCCCCUGCGGUCUCUCCUCACAUCUGGCCACUGCUUGUUCUUCAUGGCCGAGGAAGGCUUCCCACUCUGCCCCUGUCAGGGACGCAGGCAAAGAGUGGGCCCCAGGCUGGACAUGGAGCGAGCUGCCCUGCGUGGCUGCCCGACUGCCCGACUGCCAAGCCAGAUUCUCUUGAAUAAAGUUAUUCUAGUCUGGAA